Messenger RNA from Bombyx mori (domestic silkworm), 1010 nucleotides. RefSeq names its product insulin-like peptide (gene BmILP). Gene Ontology annotation, molecular function: hormone activity. The transcript has 4 exons. Gene Ontology annotation, cellular component: extracellular region. Lineage: Eukaryota; Metazoa; Arthropoda; Insecta; Lepidoptera; Bombycidae. The coding region runs from base 448 to 828 and encodes 126 amino acids. The record is from RefSeq and is a predicted model, not a curated record.
AAUAAAUUUACUGACGAUACCUAGUUAAAGCUUAUUUACACGUACACGCUUUAUUUCUUUUCUUUGUUAAUCGAGGUUAGGUUUCACUCCUGUUUUGGUUAUGAAUUACUCAGAAUCGUGACUUGGCAACAAUUAACCACAAAGCUUCGCAAAAUAUAACAUCUGAAACAAGAACUUCAUUUGAACAGUGUAUGUUAUGACUGUAUUGUUAUGUACCGACAGCGUUAAAUAGUUAUUAUUCCCGUCUAAAAAUAGCUGUAGAUUACAACAAUGUAAACCAAAUGCAAAUCGAUGUAUAGACCAACCUAGGGCCAAUUCUUCCAGUACUCUUCGAAUACGAACGCGAGCUGUCGUCUUCAUCCCGACGUAUUGAAAUUUUAAAGGUUUCUAGGUGACGUCAAAGCAACCCUACAUCGAGGGUAUAAAAGCUUGCUUAGUUCGAUUUGAAUGCACUUUGUCGCGUCUAGCAGCCUAAGCACGAAUACCACGAUGUUUCUGCUGUAUUUCCUGAUCGUUGUGGCGCUGGUGAGUGCUGACGUCCACGACAAAGAGUUGAAAAUUGAGGAAAAUCCUCGGGUCUAUUGCGGACGUCAUUUGGCCAACGCACGCAUGGUACUCUGCUAUGACACUGUCGAGAAGAGAGCCCAAUCUUAUCUCGACGCAAACAUUAUUUCGGCGGGAGAUUUGAGCUCCUGGCCUGGCCUGUCUUCCCAGUACGCCAAGACUCGCGCUUUUGCUCUCGCCGAGAAAUCUAAACGCGGCCCUGGCUUAGUCGACGAAUGUUGCCUUAAGCCCUGUUACACCUAUGAUCUACUUAAUUACUGCUGAACAAUUCAGUUUGCUUAACAGUAACCUACUACUGGUUAAUAUUUAUUCAAACCAGUAGUGAUUGAUCUUUUGUAGUGUUUGCAUGUGUAAUGUUUAAUUUUCAUUUAAAAUUGUAUCAACAAAUAAAACUUUGAAUUGCUUUUCUUCAUUUGAUCUUAAAUAAUAAAUUCCUUUAAAUAAAA